Sphenostylis stenocarpa is the source of this 204-nucleotide messenger RNA. Lineage: Eukaryota; Viridiplantae; Streptophyta; Magnoliopsida; Fabales; Fabaceae. The record is from the annotation of a GenBank genome assembly.
AUGGUGGAUUGUGUAUUGAGAAUAAGGGUCUUCGGCAUCUUGGAAAAUCUUUUCAUCGAAGAGACUUCUGUUUUCUUAGGAGAAGGUUCAGGUGUAGGCUCGGGAGAAAUUUCUUCUUCGAUUCUUUCUCUUUUCUUUUUCUUUAAACCAAUCUCUCGUGUCUUUGUGGAGAGUCUUUUGGGGGAAAAAGUGGAGUUGGUUUAA